Selaginella moellendorffii is the source of this 1761-nucleotide messenger RNA. Its product is annotated as pentatricopeptide repeat-containing protein At4g02750-like. Gene Ontology annotation, biological process: RNA modification. The coding region runs from base 1 to 1761 and encodes 586 amino acids. The transcript has a single exon. The record is from RefSeq and is a predicted model, not a curated record. Lineage: Eukaryota; Viridiplantae; Streptophyta; Lycopodiopsida; Selaginellales; Selaginellaceae. Gene Ontology annotation, molecular function: protein binding; RNA binding.
AUGGCGCCAACGCAGAGGGAUGAGUACGUACUGCGCAUCCGAUCUUGCGGGACGAGUCUUCAAGAGGCGCGGGAGAUCCACGGGAAGAUUCUCCCUUUCAUCAAGCCCGGGGAUUCCUACGUCUUUAACAAACUCCUGGAGCUCUAUGGGCGAUGCGGCAGCACAGCUCUCGCGCGAGAGGUCUUCGAUGGCAUGGCGAUCCGGGACUAUCACUCGUGGAUCUUGAUGCUCACGGCCUACUCGCAGAAUGGAAACAUCGAGGGCACGAAGCGGCUCUUCGAUCGGAUGCCGCAGAGGACUGUUGUGUCGUGGAAUGUUCUUCUCACGGCAUUUGCCCAGAACGGGCAUUUUGACGAUGCGAAGCGCGUCUUUGAUUCCAUGCCCGAAUGGGAUCUCAUCUCCUACACGGCAAUGCUGGUGGCUUUCUCGCAGAACGGAGACCUUGAUGAUGCUCGAAAGAUCUUUGAUGCCAUGCCGGAGAGGAAUCUCGUCACUUGGAACUCGAUUCUCUCGGCGUUCUCCCAGAACGGGCACCCGCAAGAGGCCCAGGGCGCGUUUGAUUCCAUGCCCGAGCACAGCCAAGUCUCUUGGAACGCCCUCCUUGCGGCAUAUUCCCAGAAUGAGAUGCUGGAAAAGGCAAAGGACGUCUUUCACAAAAUGCCAGAGCAAAACUUGGUAUCCUGGACGGCUAUACUCGUGGCAUAUGCUCAGAAGGGGCAUCUGGAAGAUUCUAAGAGUCUCUUCGACUCGAUGCCCGACCGGAAUCUUGUGUCUUGGAACGCGAUGCUGUCGGCAUAUGCCCAGAACCACCGUACGGAAGAGGCCAAGCACACGUUUGACACGAUGCCCGAGCGGAGUCUAAUCUCGUGGAACGCGAUGCUGUCGGCCUAUGUACGGAAUGGGGAUCUGGAAGAUGCCAAGAAAAUGUUUGACGGGAUGCCAGCGCAGGACCUGGUAUCGUGGACCACCAUGGUGACGGGAUAUGCCCAAGCAGGGAAUAUCCGCGAGGCCAAAGCUUUGUUUGACGACAUGCCCCAGCAGAGCCUCGUCUCCUGGAACUCGAUGCUGACGGCAUAUGCCCAGGGCGGGCAUCUCCGUCACGCCCGCCAGAUAUUCCAGCAAAUGCCCCAACAGGACGACGUCUCCUGGAACGCGAUGCUCGCCGUACAGUCUCGUACGCCCUCCGCCACCGCCGCCGCCGCCCAGCUCUUCGAGAGACUCCCGACGCUCAGCGCCGCCUCGUGGGGCGCGAUGAUCGCUGCUUACGCUCACAAGGGCCGGUCCUGGAACGCAUUUGGGGUCUUCGCUGCAAUGGCGCUCACGGAUCUGCCGAAUGCUGCUUGCUUCGCCUCGAUCUUCAUCGCUUGCAGCCACAUUGGGAAGCUCUCGCUGGCGCACCGCUGGUUCCUGGCGAUGCGAUCGGACUACGCCAUGGAUCCCACCAAGCAGCACUACUGCUGCAUGGUGGAUCUCCUCGCGCGCGCCGGCUACCUCGCGGAUGCCCUAGACCUAAUCGCGCAGAUGCCCUUCGUGCCGGACGUGUGGGAGUGGACGAGCGUCCUGGCGGCCGCCAGGAGCUACGGCGAUGCCCGGCGCGGCGCCGCCGCGGCGGAGGGGAUUUUAAAUUUGAAUCCCGCGGGUAAUGGCGGGGCAUAUGCGUACGUGAUGCUUGCGAACGUCCACAGGUGCCAGGGUCGAAUCCUGCCAGCGCAACGCCAGCUAUGUGGUGGCGAUGGACAAGGCAUCGAUACUCUCCCAUAA